CAGCUUCCACAAAGUUUGAUUGUUUAGGAAAUGGACGACUCAGCAUGGUCGUGCCAUGGCGUACACCAUGUUGUUCACAGGCAAGAUCAUCGGUCGGCCAGUAUUGGCAGGAAAUUUGAGAGGAGUAUCUCCGCAAGGACAUGGCCAGUCGUACCGUCGAAACUCGGUGCUUGUGUGCCUUCGUGAGUUGGCCUGUUGCAUGGUCCGUAGACUUCUCCAGUUGUGAUCUUGUUAUUGCAGUUCCAAUUCCAUCUUUUACGCGCUGUCGACGCUGAAACGAUAGCAAUUAGCUAUGGCUGCCAAGUCAACGAGAUCUGGAUCGUAUCCCAUCCAGUCGCAGGACUACACUCCGCAUCCAGAGCCUGGGCCGCCAACAGUUGAGCAGGAAACUACGUUUCCAAGGUCGAUACGCGCUCUCCGUAAUGCGGAUGAGGCCGACGACCACGGAAGGACGCUUGUAAUUUGCCUGGACGGCACGGGUGACCAAUUUGACCAUGACAACUCAAACGUUGUAAACUUCGUCUCGUGCCUGCGCAAACACACGCUAGGCAAGCAAGUUACAUAUUAUCAGAGCGGCAUUGGUACAUACGACAAAGGAGGUUUGAAGAAUGGAAUUGGCGCAGCAGCGGACAUGGCCGUGGGCAGCGGCCUGGGCAUACACAUCAAGGACGCCUACCGCUUUCUCAUGCAAAACUACCGAGAAGGUGACAAGAUCUGUUUACUCGGAUUUUCGCGCGGCGCAUACACGGUACGAUGCCUCGCAGGCAUGCUUCACAAGGUUGGCCUCCUCCCUGCUGGCAAUGGCGCGCAAAUCAACUUCGCCUACAAGUUCUUCAAAGAUGAUUCUCCAGAGGGGUGGAAAAUGAGCGCCGAGUUCAAGAAGACGUUCUGCACGAAUGUGGAUGUGUAUUUUGUCGGGUUGUGGGAUUGCGUCGCCAGCGUUGGGUUCAUACCGCGCAAGCUUCCCUUCUCCAAAAGCCCCACGAAUAGCAUCCAUUACUUUAGACAUGCAAUGGCUCUUGACGAACAUAGAUCUAAGUUCAAGGUGUGUCAAUGGCAGCACCAGGAUCCAAAUCUCAAGCGAAGCGCGACGGUGGACCUGACGCCCAAGGCGCAGGUCAAGCGGGGCAUGAAAAAGUCGUUCCAGUUAUUUGGGGUUGGAAAGACCAAACAGAGCAAGAAUGACGGACAUGUCGCGAAUGGAACGGUCAAUUUGAAUGAGGUGAAUGGAGUCGGCGGCGAGGGGACAGAGGAAAAGGAUCACUUUGAUGGUGGAGUAUCCGAGGACUACAAGGGCAUGACGAGGAAAGACAUCGAGCAAGAGAAACUGGAGAGAUAUUUCGAAGCGCUAGAUGCUACAAGGAGAAAGCACCAUGCAGUGAAGACUGAUGUGCUUGAAGUCUGGUUCAUGGGUUGUCAUGCAGACGUCGGCGGCGGCGCCGUCAAGAACGAGGAAAGACACAAACUUUCUAACAUCCCGCUGCGAUGGAUGAUCCGCCAAUGCUUUGAAUGCAACACAGGCAUCCUCUUCGACACCGCCGCUCUCGCCGACCACGGCUUAGAUAUGCAUUCACUUUGGCCAAAAUACGUUCCACCUCAAGAACCAACCAUGGAACCCGCUCCGAGCACGAUCGACAUGUACAACAAGUCCGCUCUUGCUCCGCUGAAUCGCCGCUCAGCCCUGCUCCGCAUUGGGACAUAUCACCGUCGCGCGGACGAAGAGGACUUCAGCGCCUUCCGUGAAGCACAUCAAUCGGCGCUUCUGCCCGAGAGCACGGAAGACUACUUCGACGCGAGGGCACCAAUCAAUGAUCAGCUCAAGCAGGCGAAAGGCUGGUGGGUCUUGGAAUUCUGGCCCAUAAAGGUGAGAGUACUGGCGAAGUGUGGGCUGGGAUGGGAGAAGAAGGUGCGCAUGAACUUGGGGAGGUACAGGUCGGUCAGGGAGAAAUCGCCAAAGCUACACUGGACGGUACAGCACAUGGUGGCCGAGGGAAGGUACAAGAUAAAGCCGAGGACUGCGCAUGAUUGCGUCUGGGAGAAAUAUGUCUGAAGCUUGGCAAUGUUUCCUAUUUCGCAAAAGUCUUGCUGGACUAUGCAUUGUGUUGUAUUCUCGCGCUGCAGAGUUGAGCAUUAAGCAUUGUAAUUCCACCAACAGAUUCCCUUUAUCAACAAUUCUUACUCUAAUAUUCAAAUCAACCAUAAUUCAGUCCAUGUUCACCAAUACUAAGACAAA
Molecule: messenger RNA, 2233 nt
Organism: Verruconis gallopava
Lineage: Eukaryota; Fungi; Ascomycota; Dothideomycetes; Venturiales; Sympoventuriaceae
Exons: 4
Coding region: 293-2050 (585 amino acids)
Source: RefSeq, a predicted model, not a curated record